AUGCCUCUCAGUGCACGAGGGGCAUCCAUGGAUAAUCCAUCCACAGUGGAACCGUCUUUGUUCAAUAAUGUCGCAUGCGGCCCCCUUGAGGCUCAUCAGGGGGUCCCUGCGGCCCCCGCUGUGGUUCCGCUAGGGGGUCUUGACGAACACCCACAUACCUCUGGGGUAUUGGGGGGCCCCUUUGACUCUCUGGCGAGGAUAUCUGCGUGUAGCUUGAAUCAAUGGGCCCUAGACUUCGAUGGAAACUAUCGCCGCAUAGCAGAGAGCAUCUGCAUGGCUAAGCGACAGGGGUCAAAAUUUAGAGUUGGCCCGGAACUCGAGACUUGCGGCUACGGCUGCGAGGAUCAUUUCCUGGAAGAAGACACAGAACGGCAUUCCUGGGAGUUGAUCGCAAAGCUUUUGUCGUCAAGUCUAACAGAUGGAAUACUCGUGGAAGUGGGGGCCCCUGUACUCUUCCAAGGAACGCAGCUGGUGGAUGAGGGAGGGUACAGAGAGAGUCGAUAUUUUUCUGCGUGGAAGGGGGGCCCUCUACAGCAAUUGCAGCUUCAUGAAACUGUUGUAAACACGACUGGACAACAGACUGCCCCUAUUGGCCUGGCCUUAUUGAAAUGCCGCGGUUCGCUCAUAGGCUUCGAGUGCUGCGAGGAGCUUUGGAGUCCAUUUCCCUCGCAUGCGGAGUCUUUUCUGCAGGGUGCAGACAUAGUUUCUAAUGGAAGCAGCAGCUACUUUCAAAUGGGUAAAUUUGUCAAAAGGAUGGAGCUUCUGCAGGAUGCGACGAGGCGUCAUGGGGGCGUAUACGUCUACUCUAAUCAGCACGGAUGUGAUGGAGGCCGGGUGGUCUUUGAUGGUGGAGUGGCCGUGUGCGUCUGUGGCACGUUCGCGGCCAUAGGGCCACGUCUGUUUCUCCAUGAAGUGUCUGUGCAAACUGUGACUGUAGAUCUUGCGUUGGUGAGGGCCCAUAGGCGCGCCAAUCCAACCAUUGGGAGGGCCUCUGCCUCUCUUGCGCCUUCUCAGCUGCUCCCGAUCAUAGCUGCAGAGAUUACCCUUUCUCCUGAGGCAACAGCGCUGCCGCGCAUGCUGCGGUACGAGGGCGUGCAACAUUCUUUCUUUGAGCCCGCUUCUUUUGGCAAUGCUCAACAAGUGACCUCUCAGGCGACGAUGCCCCCGCCACUGAGUCCAGAAGAGGAGACAGCCCGCGCUGCUUCUGUCUGGAUGUGGGAUUAUUUACGGCGAUCAGGCAUGCGAGGAUUCUUUGUUCCUCUCUCCGGGGGGGCCGACUCAGCGGCCGUUUUGGUGUUGCUGGCGUACAUGUGUCAUGCACUCAUUGAAACUGUGAGUCCGGUCGUGCAAGCCCCCACCGCUCUCGUGGGCUCCAAUCCAGGAGGCCCCCUAAGGCCUCUAUCCCCCGAGAACUCUCCGAGGCCUCUCUUUCUGCAGGAGCAGCUAGGGGAGGAUCUGGGGGGCCCUUUGGGCGUCCUACGAGACUUGGAGAAAGUUCUAGGACUGUCUGCCGGCUCGCCAGACUUCCCUCGGGAUGAGCAUCGCGGGCUGGAGUCCGCGCUUCGAGGCACAAGGGGGAAGCAGAGAAGAGGAUCUGGCGCUUCAGAAUAUCCAGGCUCGCAGUCGGAUGGUUCUGAGUUACUUGCUUGCCCAGUUGAUCGCCCACGGACGGCGCAAGGCCCUGGGCGGGAGGGGCCCCCGGGGGGGGGCCCUGCUAGUGGUAGGCACGGGCAAUGCAGAUGA
This is a messenger RNA of Cyclospora cayetanensis, 1743 nucleotides long. RefSeq names its product glutamine-dependent NAD(+) synthetase. Bases 1 to 1743 code for a protein of 580 amino acids. Gene Ontology annotation, biological process: NAD+ biosynthetic process. The record is from RefSeq and is a predicted model, not a curated record. Gene Ontology annotation, cellular component: cytoplasm. The transcript has 5 exons. Lineage: Eukaryota; Apicomplexa; Conoidasida; Eucoccidiorida; Eimeriidae. Gene Ontology annotation, molecular function: glutaminase activity; NAD+ synthase (glutamine-hydrolyzing) activity.